AUGAGGGAGCAAAUGUUGGAGGCACAAAUGAACAUGAUGGUUGAGAUGGCCCAACUUCUGAGGGCCACUGAUAAGGGAAAGGCUCCUAUGGCAAUUACUGGCGAGGAGGGUGAGGAUCAUCCUCCAAGUUUCACCCCACCUCACGUGCUUACACAAACUGAGGCACUUCCUAGGAGGCCAUCUGUCACUAUAAGGCCCCAACAAGGGUCGGUCGAUACUGGGAUCCCCAUGAAUUUCCUAACUGGUUCAGGAUUCAAUUUGGGUGACAAUCUUGCAAAUCCUGACAUUCCUGACUUAAACAUGGCUGAAAAAGAGGAUCUAAGAACUGAGGCUGCAAGACAGUUGGAAGAUCGCUACAAAUGGUUAGAGGAAAAGUUAAAGGAUUUAGAGAAUGCUGAUGGGCAUCAUAGGGUUGAUGCCAAAGAUCUAAGCUUGGUCCCAGACUUGGUGCUUCCUCACAAAUUCAAGAUGCCAGAAUUUAAGAAGUACAAAGGGACUACUUGCCCAGAAGCCCAUAUUACGAUGUUCUGUAGGAGGAUGACUGGGUAUGUGAAUAAUGAUCAAUUGUUGAUUCACUAUUUCCAAGACAGUUUAAUUGAAGUAGCAGCCAAGUGGUAUAAUUAA
Gossypium arboreum is the source of this 624-nucleotide messenger RNA. RefSeq lists its product as uncharacterized. Lineage: Eukaryota; Viridiplantae; Streptophyta; Magnoliopsida; Malvales; Malvaceae. The record is from RefSeq and is a predicted model, not a curated record. Bases 1 to 624 code for a protein of 207 amino acids. The transcript has a single exon.